AUGUCGGCAUCACUUGCGCCAGAGUGUAACGAGGUGAAGGAGCGCUAUGAUACAUGCUUUUUGAAGUGGUAUAGUGAAAAGUACCUCCGUGGAGCCGAAAAGGACAACAAGGAAUGCGCCGACUUGUUCAACGAAUACCAGAAAUGCCUAGGUGUUGCACUAAAGUCCCGAGGCAUCGAUAAGCUUCUUGACGAGGCCAGGGAGGACAACAAGGACAACGAC
This is a messenger RNA of Trichoderma reesei QM6a, 222 nucleotides long. RefSeq lists its product as uncharacterized. The annotation marks the transcript as partial. The record is from RefSeq and is a predicted model, not a curated record. The transcript has 4 exons. Lineage: Eukaryota; Fungi; Ascomycota; Sordariomycetes; Hypocreales; Hypocreaceae.